Molecule: messenger RNA, 1542 nt
Organism: Pestalotiopsis fici W106-1
Lineage: Eukaryota; Fungi; Ascomycota; Sordariomycetes; Amphisphaeriales; Sporocadaceae
Exons: 1
Coding region: 1-1542 (513 amino acids)
Biological process (GO): ergosterol biosynthetic process
Cellular component (GO): membrane; endoplasmic reticulum
Molecular function (GO): flavin adenine dinucleotide binding; squalene monooxygenase activity
Source: RefSeq, a predicted model, not a curated record
AUGAGCACUACAACGGUAAACACAGAUGCUCGUGCUGAGCGCAGAACAAAAUACCAUGAGGCCGACGUGGUGAUUGUCGGCGCCGGAGUCUUUGGCUGCGCCGCCGCGUAUGCACUGGCACAGCAAGAUCGCAGUGUGCUGCUGCUGGAGAGAUGGAUGAAGCAGCCCGAUCGCAUUGUCGGUGAGCUUCUCCAGCCGGGUGGUGUCGAGGCUCUCACCAAGCUCGGCCUGAGACACUGUCUUGAUGGAAUCGACGCCAUUACUUGCAACGGUUUCGAUGUGAUAUACUAUGGAGAGCAGGUGGUUAUAAACUAUCCCAAGAUCGAGGGUCUCGCAGGAGGAUAUGCCAAUGGAUCGGCAAACGGUCACGCAAAUGGACAUGCCAAUGGACACGCCAAUGGACACACCAAUGGCUCGGCGUAUCCCAAGGAGAAGGAUUCGAGACCACAGGGCCGUAGUUUUCACCACGGCCGAUUCGUGCAGAGGCUGCGAGAAUCGUGUCUGGCACACCCCAACAUCACCGUGGUAGAGACGGAGGCCGUCUCGACGGUCAAGGGUGAGCACAACGCCGAGAUUCUCGGUGUUGAGACGCGCACAUUUGACCCUGAUACUGGCAAAAAGAUUCCCGACUUCUUCUUUGGUCAGCUGACCAUCAUCGCCGAUGGCUAUGCCUCGCUCUUCCGCAAGCAGUACAUUGAGCGGACGCCAGUGGUGCGGUCCAAGUUUUAUGCCCUUGAGCUGAUUGAUGCCGAUCUACCGCAGCCCACCUUUGGCCAUGUCAUACUGGGCAAUGCCUCGCCAGUUCUCUGUUACCAGAUUGGCACCCACGAGACCCGCGCACUCAUUGAUGUCCCACUCGACUGCCCGGCGGCUUCGGUAGCAAACGGCGGCGUCCGUGGGUACAUUGAAAAGGUUGUCAUCCCAAACCUUCCACCACAGCUCCAGCCUGCUUUCAAGGCUGCGCUUGAAAAGGAAAACAAGAUCCCAAAAUCCAUGCCCAACUCGUGGCUCCCGCCCUCCAAACAAUCACACCCCGGUGUGCUCGUGCUGGGCGAUGCCAUGAAUAUGCGUCACCCGCUUACUGGAGGCGGCAUGACUGUCGCCUUUAACGAUGUUGUCCUCCUUUCCCAACUCUUGGCCCCUUCCAACAUUCGCGACCUGGGCGACUCGGCUGCUGUCCUGCGGGCCAUGGACACGUUUCACUGGCAGCGCAAGUCGCUGACGUCCAUUAUCAACGUGCUGGCUCAGGCGCUGUACUCUUUGUUCAGCGCGGCGGACCCCAACCUUGCCAAAUUGCAGCGUGGCUGCUUUGCCUACUUCAGGAAGGGCAUUACCUCGGACCCCAUGGGUCUCAUGGGCGGCCUGAUCCACCGGCCACUCGUUUUGGCCUACCAUUUCUUCUCGGUAGCCUUUCUGGCCAUCUGGAUUGAUGCAAAGUCGACUGGCCUGUGGAACAUACCUGUCGUCCUUUUCAACUCCAUUAGCUUGCUCUGGACGGCCUGUGUCGUCUUCUUGCCCGUCAUGUACAAGGAGGUCUUCUAG